AUGGAUCCUCAAUUGGCCGCAAUGGAUACGCCGCCAUAUGGCGAACCCGUUCCGCCGCAAGCAGAGGUCGACGACUUUCUACGGAAGAAGCGCAAAGCUCGGGAGCACAAGGCGUGUUAUCCGUGUCGCCAACGAAAGGUCAAGUGCGACCUUUCGCGACCAUGCCAGACGUGUCGCGAUCGGGAUCAUCCCGAGCUGUGUUCUUAUCAUCCUCCCAACAAGAGGCAGAACCUCGAUGGCAACCAACAGGCCCCCGUUAUGCGACAGGAUGAUGGUCAAUUCGGCGGUCCAGGUGGCAAUUACGUGACCCUUGGCAGGCACGAAUUCGAUAUGCUGUGCCACAAGCUGAAUGGCUUGGAGAACUCGAUAGCAGAUCUCAGGCGCGAGAUUCGGCGCAAUGCGCAUGAUCAGAAUGGCCACCAGGACAGUGAUGGCGCGCGUAGGCAAACGUACACUGAUCUUCAUGGACUGCACACGAAGAAUGAAUCAGGCGAGAUAGUGCACCUGGGUGGUGGAUCUGUCCCAGCAAUGCUAUACGCGAUGAGCCAUGGCCAGGCUUUGAACGGCGGAGAGCAGAAUCAGCUCCAAGAGUUCUUGGGCAAGUCUGUGCUGCCUCUCUUUGGUCUAGACAACGAAUCCGCAACGUACCCAUUCGUGGAUCUCUGGGGGCUUCCGCACGGGUCUCUACAACGCGCUCACGAACUCGCCAAAGCACUGCCUGGAGAUAACCAGAUGCUUAGUCUCUUCCGCAGCUACCGCGAUCUAGGCUACAUUAUCUAUCCUGGUAUUGCCGAUCUGGGACAGCUCGAGCAAGAUCUUUCAUCCUUCCUGAUUGCUCGAGGCGCAUACGUAAAUCCUGAGGAUGGUGUUACUGAACAGCAGAUUUUCGGAAAGAGCUUCUACUGGUUGGGCAUGCUUUUUGCAGUACUCGCAAGUGGUGCGCAGUGUAGUGCGCUGACUCGAAAAGAGCGCGAACUAACAUCUCAAGUCUACGUGUGUUGUGGCUUCGAGUGCUUGCGCUUCACUAACUUCCUUUCUCAACCACAUCUGGAGAGUAUCCAAGCUCUCUUGAUCAUUGGCAAUGUCAUGACGAAUAACAUGAAUGCUGGCACUGCUUGGUCCUUACUCGGCUUGACAAUAAGACUUGCUCAAGGCCUGGGACUGCAUCAAGCGUGCCCUCCACACAUCCCCGCCGAUAUCGUGUUCCCACGAUCGAAGGUCUGGUGGGCCAUCAUUUGGCAGGAUAGCUACCUCUCCAUUACGUAUGACCGGAACGCCGCUUUGGAUGUCAACACCAUGCCGAUGCCGCAUCACUUUGGACCUGUCAGCUCAUACCACUCGUCAAUGUACCGCAUGUGCAAGAUCAUGCUCGACAUCGUUAGAGACCGGUCAAGAGUCUCGAGCUCUCGCGAACAAGUGGCGCGUGUCAAUCAGCAUCGCGAAGAAAUCGCAGCGGUCAUGAAAGACGCCACUGAUCAUCUGCGAGACUCUCGGUUGUGCACCACAAGCCAGGAGACGCUCGAGCACUGGGCUCUUUACCUACACACGAGUUACUCCAUGUCAGAGCUGUGUCGACCUGCAAUCAGCCCAAGCACGAGCAACGAAGUCAUCAAGUCAUUUAAGCAGGUCUGCAUCGAGAACCUCAUCAACACAGUGGAAGCAUUCCUCGGCCUGAACAACAUCACCAUCUUCGCGAGACAGUCUUGGGCCGCGAUACACCGAGGCUUGAGCUGCGCGCUACUACUUGGCAUCCUGGGCGAACACUCUCGCAAUGAGCGUGCAAGAAAGCUCAUCGGACGCUUCGUCACCCUUAUGACAGACAUAACAUCCACGGUCGACCCAGGCGAGAUAUCGGCGCCUGUUCAGAGAGGUAUCGCUGCUUUACGAAAGCUCAACAUUGAAGAACCUCGCCACUCCAGCUUCGACGGCGUCAACGACGGGACAUCGAUCACCACCGAUGGCGUGAUGAAGAUUGAUCAGACGCAGAUGUUCACGCCUUCGAACUCUGGGACGGAAGCGGGCGGAGGCGAAGAGGAGCUGUCGCCGUACUCUGUAUUGAACACGAUUCUGUGGGGUGGUAGUGAUGGGGUGCCUCCUGGCUUGGAAGUGCCGCAUCCCCAGUAA
Messenger RNA from Fulvia fulva, 2124 nucleotides. RefSeq lists its product as uncharacterized. The transcript is spliced from 5 exons. The record is from RefSeq and is a predicted model, not a curated record. Lineage: Eukaryota; Fungi; Ascomycota; Dothideomycetes; Mycosphaerellales; Mycosphaerellaceae. Bases 1 to 2124 code for a protein of 707 amino acids. Gene Ontology annotation, biological process: DNA-templated transcription; regulation of DNA-templated transcription. Gene Ontology annotation, molecular function: carboxy-lyase activity; DNA binding; DNA-binding transcription factor activity, RNA polymerase II-specific.